AUGUGUAGUUCAUUAUCUGCUCUCUCGCUUAAAAAACAGUUAUAUGAAUUGAACAAAAGCGCAACUGAAGGUUUUUCAGCGGGGUUGGUUGAUGAGGAUAAUAUUUUCAAAUGGCGAGUGCUUAUCAUUGGUCCACCAGAUACUCUUUAUGAGGGUGGUUGUUUUCAUGCAGAGCUAGACUUUCCACAAGACUACCCCGAGCGCCCUCCUAAAAUGCGGUUUGUAACUGAUAUCUGGCAUCCAAAUAUUGCUCAAGACGGAGAUGUUUGUAUAUCCAUUCUUCAUCACCCUGGAAAAGAUCUGUGGGGUUACGAAAGGCCCGAAGAAAGAUGGCUUCCUGUGCAUACCGUAGAAACAAUUAUUACUUCUGUUAUUUCGAUGCUUGCUGAGCCUAAUCCUGACAGCCCUGCCAAUGUUGAUGCUGCUAAGGAAUUCAGGGAGGAUUUCGCGGAAUUCAAGAGAAAAGUUUGUCGGUGUGUAAGGAUGAGCCAAGAACGUCUUGAAUGA
This is a messenger RNA of Schistosoma margrebowiei, 507 nucleotides long. The record is from the annotation of a GenBank genome assembly. NCBI's taxonomy places the organism in Eukaryota, Metazoa, Platyhelminthes, Trematoda, Strigeidida, Schistosomatidae.